Cladocopium goreaui is the source of this 708-nucleotide messenger RNA. The record is from the annotation of a GenBank genome assembly. Lineage: Eukaryota; Dinophyceae; Suessiales; Symbiodiniaceae.
CUUUCGUGUACCGAAAUCCUUUGAAAUGUCCGAAAUUUCGGCUGGUUUUGUUCUGAGAUCUUGGAUUAAACCAAGGUGGGAUGGGCACCCUGGCCUCAACUAGCCCGUAGCCAUGGUUUUUGCACCCAUUGUCAUCAUGUGUUGGUUCACCCACCCGUGUUGAUGGUUGAAGCAAUGGCAAAAUUCCCAAUUUCGAUGGUCAACUUAUAAGGAUACUUCGCGAACCUGAAAUCUCCCUGACUUUUGCUUGGUUCAAUCCUCCAUGUGGACAAUAUGGGCUACCCCAAUAGCUGGAUGCUUUAUAAAUGUUUUUUAUGGAAAAAACCAUGAAAAUGGAUGAUUUGGGGGGUAACUUACCCCCAUUUGAAUGGCCAAAAACUGCCAGGACUUCUGCUGAGUUGUGCUUUGAUCAGCUUUGCGCAUGGCCUACUGCCACCGUGGUGGAUUCUGAAUGGCGUAAAGCCGCAGGGGCCUCCGGAGGAUAUGGGGAGCUACACCAUCGUCACCUUCUCUGAGGAACAGCAAGAGCGAUUUGCAAUUGAUGCCCACGGGGAAGUGAAAGACAAGGAGAAAUUCCAGAAGGCCUUAACUGCUCUCAAGGAAUCGAAGACUCCGAAGUCGCCACGCUAUGGCCUCAAGGAACCGGAAUAUCCUCAUUUCCAGAUCUGAGAGCGGUUAAUGCUUCACACUGAGAUUCAUGACUGCAAU